Lytechinus pictus (painted urchin) is the source of this 3969-nucleotide messenger RNA. Its product is annotated as monocarboxylate transporter 3-like. Gene Ontology annotation, biological process: transmembrane transport. The transcript is spliced from 5 exons. NCBI's taxonomy places the organism in Eukaryota, Metazoa, Echinodermata, Echinoidea, Temnopleuroida, Toxopneustidae. The record is from RefSeq and is a predicted model, not a curated record. Gene Ontology annotation, molecular function: monocarboxylic acid transmembrane transporter activity. The coding region runs from base 1 to 1521 and encodes 506 amino acids. Gene Ontology annotation, cellular component: membrane.
AUGUACUUUUCAGCUCCUGAGAAUCCUGACAUUCCUGGACAUGGACACCAGAAGCGCAAGCGCAGUAAAGACAUCACCAAAGGUUCAAAGCGAUGGGUCAUCCUGUUUGCUGUAUUUUUUGUCUCCUUCUUAGAAAACGGUCUAGUGAGGGCGAUCUCACUAAUUAUCAGUGAUCUCACAAGAGAAUUUGAUGUCAGUGCUGCCUACAUAGGAUCCUAUCUAGGACUAUCCUUCAGUCUUGCAUAUUUCUGUGGAUUUUUCAAUAUCCUUUUGCUUCGGCGAUUCUCGGUUCGACAGCUGGUUAUGUUUGGUGGAACGAUUUCGAGCAUGGGGCUUCUAAUUUCAUCCCUUGCUCAAACAAGUUUCCAGUUUUCGGCUGCUUAUGUAACGCAUGGUAUAGGGACAAUCUUCGUCAUUCUUCCAUCAAGCACAUGCCCCAAGGAUUAUUUUCCCGAUCGUCUGCCGAUAGCUACAGGAACGAUUCUCUCAGGAGGAAGCGCUGGGAUCAUCGCGGUGCCCUGGCUAUUUGCGAACCUCCUCCAAGGGUACGGCUGGAGGGGUUCUCUCUUGAUCUUAGCUGGGUUGAACUGCCAUCUAGUGGCCAUUGGUGCCCUUUUGGAACCAUUACGGAGCAAGGGAGGUGAUGGCAAGGAUGUUAGUGAAGGUGAAGACGUGAUUCUAACAAAUGUUGAUGUGAAAAUCGACGACGAAGAAUCUGCAACCGCUACUGAUCGGGAAGGCGGGAAAGGACGCUCGGACGCAGACGGGCAGGACCAAUUUCCGGCGCUCCAAGACGAUUCUUGUAGCUAUACCGAACCUCAAGCUUCUGUCGUGACUGGAUACAUUGAGGAAAGCGGGGCUGAAACCGAAAUCAAGUCAGCAACAUGUCCAAACUGCCUAUUUAAAACCCUGCGUUUACUGGGGUUCAGGGUCUUUAAAGAUCGACCAUUAAUGGUUUUUUGCUUUAUCGAAGGGUUUUUGUUCUUCUAUUCUUACACCGCUUGGAUUUUAUACGAGAUCCCAAACGCAUUAGCCAAGGGUCUUUCCCAACAAGAAGCAGUGCUUGUGUCUGUCACGGGUGGUGGCGCCAACUUCAUCGGUCGUCUAGGAAUAGGCCUCCUUUGGUCAUUGCCAGGGAUCAGGUUUGAUAUCUGGUACUCACUCAUCUUUCUCCUGUCGGCAGCUGCAUUCUGGACCAAUUACGUCGCGAACACUUUUAAUUUUGUUGUAAUACUAUCCGCCUGCUUUGGCUUAUUAAUGGGAGCCAAAUUGACGUCACAGCUACAGUCGAUAUACCUUGUUGUGGGCGAAAGCUAUUAUAAGGCUGGUGUGUCCAUGUUUUUCAUUGGUGUGGGCCUAAGCGUUCCGAUAUCAGGAGCAGUAAUUGGGCGUCUGUACGACAUCACAGAGUCUUACGAUAUAGCAUUUCUGAUUAUUGCGGCUGUAGAUGUCGUGGUCGUUCUCCUCAACAGUGCCAAACUUUGCUGGAAGCGAUUUCGGAGGAGCCCACCAGGGGAAUGAGAACGUCAACCAAUGAAUAUACAAUAUAGAAUGAAUUUACGAUAAUAUGUCAUGUUAAAUAAUAAUAGUUAUUGCAUUGGAGCACAUCAGCACAAUGGCUUGAAAGAGGACGCGCCUCAAAAAAGGCUGCGGCCCUGAAUAUACAGAGUAUAAUAUUAUACGAAAAUUAUACAAAAGCAAGGCCACAAGAAUAAUAACUGAUGAUAAUACUGUCAUUUGUAAACAAUUUUUCAGCUUUACUCCUAUGUGUUUAAGAUCGCAUGCUUGAUCUGUAAUGAAAUUCAUAAGUCAGAAAAAAUUGGAACCAGUGGGAUUCGAACCUGCCAUCUACUGCUUUCCAGGCAGCGACUUAACCACCAGGCUAUUCUGGUUCACGAUGAACUGGAAUUCAAAUACCUUCGAUUCACUUCUUUCUGACUCGUUAAUAUGCAAAUGCAUUUCGCAGUGGACAAUAGACACGGCUAAAUCACGAUGAACAUGAUUUAGCCGUGAACCAGAAUAGCCUGGUGGUUAAGUCGCUGCCCGGAAAGCAGUAGAUGGCAGGUUCGAAUCCCACUGGUUCCAAUUUUUUCUGACUUAUGAAUUUCAUUACAGAUCGAGCAUGCGAUCUUAAACACAUAGGAGUAAAGCCGAAAAUUUGUUUACAAAUUAUAAUUUCUUCCUAUUAAAGCCUCUUUAUUUACUAAUACUGUCAUUGUUGAAUAGAAUCAUUGACCUCUGUGUAUGGCUUAGAUAGUUCGGUAGAGCCUGCUGUAUGAAAUGUAUUUUACGUCAACCACAUUCUUGCUUUUAGAGAGAUCAGCAGAACGUGCUGUAUGAAAAAAAAUCUUGAACACGCCUAGUUGCCUACUAUUUCGAAUAUAAUAGACAUUUCGAAUUAAUAUAAAGUCGAUUUCCUAAAUAUCCAAAUUUGUUUGCUUUUCGAAACAUCAAUCAUCUAAUAUUGUGUACUUCUGUCAUGACUGUAUAGACAUGUAGGCCCUUGUCCGGAAAGAUAUAUGAUUUGAUUUCAAGAAACCCGUAUCUGAUGAAUGAUAUAUCAGUGAAAUAACUCUUAAAUUUAUUAGCAUUGGACACGGCCAAUUAAGGCUUAUGUGGUUUCAGUUAGUCUAUAUAUAUUUCUAGUCUUUUUUAAUUCGGAAACAAAAUGAAUACUUAGCCUAUCAAAAUAUUUAUCUAGUUACAGAUAGGUGUUAUAUACAGUGUCCCAUUUCAACAUUUAUAUUCGGUUUCAAGAGGUGUAUGACUGUUUUCAUUCUCUAUCACAAGCAAUUUUCUUCUUUAUACAUAUGCGACUAAUCAAAGUUGUAUGAUUCUGACAUGGUAUAAUUUUGACGUUUACAUGACCUUUCAGGACAAAAAUAACAGUAUUGAUACUGACAUGAAUGAGUCGCCCUGUGUAAAAUAAAGAAAUUGAUGAAAAUAAAUGCAGGCGUGAAAUUGCGAAAGAAUACUUUCUUUCAGAAUUUGAUGAAACUUGAAACCAAGAAAGGGGAUCUUUCCCUCUCACCCGGUCCCACUAGACUACAGGCACAGACCCUGAUUGAAACUUUGAUCAACAAGUGUGUCUCCGCGCAAAGACUAGCACAUACAAAACUUGCUAGUGAGAGGGCCUUCAGUACACAAGGCAUGAGUAGGCUGCAAUUCAGACCCUUUACUCGAGUGAAGGGUUUGCACAGCAGACUACGGUCCCACUUCCUUGGGUUUGUGUUCUGAAUGUUGAUCUAUGAUCAUAUUAUUCUUUACUUUGAAAGUCUUCAGAUUUAUUAAAACGUUAUAUAAAAUCUCAACAUGAGUAUCACCUCAAACAUGAAAGACUCCAGAGUAUCCAAACUCGAUCCCAAGCGCGGGACAUUCUCUUUGGUGAAGCGUUGUGGCCCAAAGGAUUAGUCUCCGGACUUUGAAACAAAGGGUCGUUGGUUCAAAUCCCAGCCAUGGCGUAGUUUCCUUCAGCAAGAAAUUUUUCAUAUUGUGCUGCACUCAACCCAGGUGAGAUGAAUGGGUAUCUGGCAGGAAUUUAUUCCUUGAAAUGCCGAGCGCUGGAAACUAGCUGCCUGAGCUACAGCUGGGGUAAUAAUAUCCAAGUCCUUUGGAAGCGCAUAGAGACAUUAUUCAUAAUGUGUUAUGCGCUAUACAAGAACUGACUAUUAUUAUUAUUUAUCCUUUGACUCUAUAGCAGGAAAAGAACAAAAGAAGCCGGUAAUUGAAAUGAAUACAAAAUUCAAAGCUCGUUAGAAAUCAACAGUUAUAUCUAAUCGGCAGAUUAUUCAUAUUCAAACGAAUAUUCAUUAUUCAAAGUGUGGUACUUCUCAAAUAUAUUUGCAUUGUAUUGAAUCAAAUGCAUGAUUCUGUAGUCAUAGCACGUGUCAAAUCUGUUUUUUUUUUCUUCAGAUGUCUUUUUCUUGAAGCUUGUUCUCAUUAAAAGAAUCACGUGACUUCAAACCAAUC